AUGUCAUCAGGAAAGACAAACGCUCGCGGCGUCGACAUGUCGUACCACCCACGCGGCUUUGACGAGUCCGCCUCGCUCAUGCGCGCUCGCAAGCCCUACAACGUGCGCAACCUCAUCACCGGCGGCGCCAUCGUCGCGUUCAUUGCUAGCGUGUACAUCUACUCGAUCUCGGCUGUCAAGCAGGACGACUUUUCCGACGUCGUCGACCUCCUGCCCCCAGAGGCCGAGCGCAAGUUUAUCCGCUCGAUCGAGGACGAGGAGAAGGACAAGCGACUGGGCGUGACCCCCGAGACCAUUGUCGUGGACAAGGUUGCUCCCCCAGCACCUGCGGGCCCCACGGGUGUCAUGGCAUACCUGCCCCGCCGCCUGCACGACAUUGAGUGGAUUAAGACCCGCGGUUGGGUCGAGGAGGGCAAGGGCAACGUCCUUGUCUGGGGCGCGCCCAACGUCGACAAUGUCGGCAAGCUGCACGACGCUGCCAACUCCCGCGGCACCAAGCGCCAGGUUUAA
Apiotrichum porosum is the source of this 510-nucleotide messenger RNA. RefSeq lists its product as uncharacterized. Gene Ontology annotation, biological process: mitochondrial respiratory chain complex IV assembly. The transcript has 3 exons. NCBI's taxonomy places the organism in Eukaryota, Fungi, Basidiomycota, Tremellomycetes, Trichosporonales, Trichosporonaceae. The record is from RefSeq and is a predicted model, not a curated record. The coding region runs from base 1 to 510 and encodes 169 amino acids. Gene Ontology annotation, cellular component: mitochondrial inner membrane.